GAGCGCAGAAACAGAAAGGUACACAGAGAGAAGAGUGGACGACAGAAAGUAAGAGAAGGAGAAGGAGGACGGUGGCUCCUGAGCAUCUCCUGCGCUGCUCCACUCUGCGCUCUGGAUCUUAAACACUCCACAUCCCUCGAGUUUGCUCAGAGAUAUUAAAACUUUUCACUUUUCUCUCACUUUGCUGUUUUUGGAGUUGACAGACACAGACGCGAUUCCUGGAAGAGUUUUCCUUCAUUUUACCCCCUAAAGUCUUUCCAUCCCUCCAGAAGUUUUUUUUUUCUUUUUCUGAGGAGUGCAGCUCCUUGUCAGCUCCAGAGCUCCGCUUCACUUUUUCCACGUGUCCCUGCGUUUGACAGAAACGUGUCACUCUGAGGUUUUUCGUGCCUUCAACUUUUGUUUUUCAAAAGUCACUGAACCAAAAACAGAGGCUAAAGAUGAGAUUUCAAACAUCAGGACAGUCCCCAGCCCAGCGUGACUCUCGUGCUGAGUGUUCAAAUCAUUAAAACUGAGCGAGUUUUGAUGGUUUCGCUGUGAAGCUGAGCGACACUGAAGAGACGCGGAGUCUGGACGCGCAGCUCACCUGUAGCAUCUCCUCCGCUCAUCAUCCGUCUGAGGCGCCGCUUUGAUUCUGAGACAGAUGCAAACUAUCUGAGAGGGACAACUCCACACGGUUCAUUCAUUCCCAGAACACAGCCGCCUCUUGUCACGUCGGGCUGCGUAAAGGAGCGCUGCGCCUUUACGCAAAAGAAACAAACUUUAAAUCCAGCUGAUAAACCUCUCUGGGGAUCCGCAUCUGCGCAUUUCGUCACAAAUCAAAAGCUUAAAUUCGACUUUCAGCAGUUUUUUGAAAGUCCUCCAGAGCUCCAGAGGACCGCCGGGCUCUCCAUCACCAUGCUGUUCGACAGUUUCGAUCUGGUCUCGGCUCUGGCCACUCUGGCCGCCUGCCUGGUGUCCAUGGCGCUGCUGCUCGCCGUCUCCCAGCAGCUGUGGCAGCUCCGAUGGACGGCCACGAGGGAUAAAAACUGCAAGCUGCCCAUGCCCAAAGGAUCCAUGGGCUUCCCGUUCAUCGGCGAGACCUGCCACUGGCUCCUGCAGGGUUCGGGCUUCCACGCGUCGCGGAGGCAGAAGUACGGCAACGUGUUCAAGACCCACCUGCUGGGUCGGCCCCUGAUCCGGGUGACGGGCGCUGAGAACGUGCGGAAGGUUCUGAUGGGCGAGCACACGCUGGUGACGGUGGACUGGCCCCAGAGCACCUCCACGCUGCUCGGACCCAACUCGCUCGCCAACAGCAUCGGAGACAUCCACCGCAAGAGGAGGAAGGUGUUUGCCAAAGUGUUCAGCCACGAGGCCUUGGAGUCCUACCUGCCCAAGAUCCAGCAGGUGAUCCAGGAGAGUCUGCGGGUGUGGAGCUCCAACCCCGAGCCCAUCAACGUCUACAGGGAGAGCCAGAGGCUGUCGUUCACCAUGGCCGUCAGGGUUCUGCUGGGAUUCAGGGUGUCGGAGGAGGAGAUGAGGCAUCUGUUCUCCACCUUCCAGGACUUUGUCAACAACCUGUUCAGUCUGCCCAUAGACCUGCCGUUCAGCGGCUACAGGAAGGGGAUCCGUGCACGUGACACCCUCCAGAAAAGCAUAGAGAAAGCCAUCAGGGAGAAGCCGCUGUGUUCCCAGGGGAAGGAUUACAGCGACGCGCUGGACGUCCUGAUGGAGAGCGCCAAAGAGAACGGCACCGAGCUCACCAUGCAGGAGCUGAAGGAGUCGACCAUCGAGCUGAUCUUCGCCGCCUUCGCCACCACCGCCAGCGCCAGCACCUCCCUCAUCAUGCAGCUGCUGCGCCACCCUCCGGUCCUGGAGCGCCUGAGGGAGGAGCUGAGGGCCCGAGGCCUGCUGCACAACGGCUGCCUGUGCCGCGAGGCCGAGCUCCGGCUGGACACCAUCGUCAGCCUCAAGUACCUGGACUGUGUCAUCAAGGAGGUGCUGAGGCUGUUCACGCCCGUCUCCGGCGCUUACCGAACCGCCAUGCAGACCUUCGAGCUUGACGGAGUCCAGAUCCCAAAGGGCUGGAGCGUGAUGUACAGCAUCCGGGACACCCACGACACCGCCGCCGUCUUCAAGGACGUGGACGCCUUCGACCCGGACCGCUUCAGUCAGGAGCGGGGUGAAGACAAGGAGGGACGCUUCCACUACCUGCCCUUCGGCGGCGGCGUCCGGUCCUGUCUGGGGAAGCAGCUCGCCACCCUCUUCCUUCGCAUCCUGGCGAUCGAGCUGGCCAGCACCAGCCGCUUUGAGCUGGCCACCCGGCAGUUCCCCCGCGUGGUCACGGUACCGGUGGUCCACCCGGUCGACGGGCUCAAGGUUAAGUUCUACGGCUUGGACUCCAACCAGAACGAGAUCAUGGCCAAGUCGGAAGAGCUCCUGGGAGCGACGGUCUGAAGGGCGGAGGGCUGGCGAGUAGGUGGGAGGGGGUGAGUGAUCGAAGAAGAUUGAAGGAAGGAAAGAAGGAAUUUCAGAGUUAUUUUUUCUUCUCCACCUUUGUUCUGCCAAGUUGGAGGUUCCUUUUCAGACUAAAAGAAAAGCAGAAGUCUUCGUCUCUUGUUACAGCUGAUGAUGAUCGGGACUUUCCUUUAAGAAAGGAAGAAGCUGCCAAAAAAGUUCUUAAUUAUGCUCUAUUCUGUGUAUUUUUUUAAAGAAAUAUACAAACAAAAAGUAUGUACAAAAAGCUAUGUAAUAUAAUUUGAAAGAGAAUGUGGGUAGUGCACAAAGGGAGAGAGAGAAGGACGGUGGUACUUUGGUGAAAUGAAGUGUUGAAAGGAAAGACGGCUGUGGAGGGACGGGAGGUGGGAUGGACGAACAGGGUAUCGGAGGACACAACAUGAUAUUCUAGCAUUUUGCUUGUGCUUAAUCAAAACCUACAAACCAUUUCAGUUGUCUAGCAGGGUAAAGAGAUGGAAACGGAAAGUUGUGGAGUUCCUGGUCACACGGUCGACUCUGAGUUCUGAGCAGCGCCACCCAGAUCCAAGCUGUUGGCUUUUUGUGAUAAAUAUUUAAAGGAAUGGCAGAAAUCAGUGGAGGCUUUUGUCAGGUGUUUUCCAUCAGCGGUCCGUUAACAUUCAGAUUGUUUACUCGCAUACAGAUGCAGGCAAAGGGAUCACAGCACAUCGGGUCGCAGGGAGCCCGACUCUGAACCAUUUCCUCAAGCUAACGUCUCACGAUGCAGUCAGUGCAUUCAACCUAUACUGUAAUUAGGGUCCAGGAUCAGUGCAGGCAGAGAGGGGACGGCUGGUAGUGCUGUAGCUCACAUGCUGGACACACUCUGGGUGAUGCAGAUGGGCAGCCUCACCUGCUGCUGGUUCACUGGUUAGAACUCUGCAGUUUCAACAUUACCUCCACUGACCCGCCAUAAGCUCCUCAGAGUUCUACUGGACAGAACACCAGACAGGUCCACAGCUUUGUUCAGCAGUUUGUCAGCACGGUGCGACAGCUGUCCACGAGUGUGGAGUCUCCAGAGGUUGUAGCUCGACUUCUUGAGGAGUUCAACUCUUCCUGGAAGACCAGCGCCGUCUCUGUGGCCUUCAAGUGUUGGGAUCCACAUUACAAACCCUAAAAAUGGAAACUGCAAGUCUUUAUUUGAUAAAUUCUACCUUGAACUACAUUUUAUUACCUCCUUUUCCUUUCUGCAACCCAGGUUGCAGAGGUUGCCCAUCUGCAUGAGCUCCACAUGUCGCCCCAGUCGUCCUAAAGACGGUGAACUCAGGUGCAGAGCAGGAGCUUUAGGGGACCACGGACAGCCUUCACUUCCUGGUCUCUAACUCUGACUGCACGUCCUUGUAGUUUCAGACCUGGGCCGGCUGCUUCUGGACUGUUCUAUUCAAACAGCACUGACUUUACCUGCAGCGUCCCUCUGAGGAGGCACAUUCGAUAGCAGAUAAACAGAAAAACAACCAGAACCAGGUCAGAAGUCAUCCGGUCCAGAUCUGCUCUGUAAACCCUCUGAACCUGUGCUUCGGUUUCUACGCCACACUUCCAAGUCGCAGUGAGCUCUGUGCUGCCGGAGUAGAGCCGGAGGCCGGGGUGGAGGUCACCUCCAUACAUGCUGCUCCAGCGUGGCCUGUCGUCCUGUGUGUCUGUCUGUUUGCUGUUCGUGUUUCCUCGGGGCGGCCGCUUUGAGUUCUGUGGAGAAGGCCACGUUGUGUCUCUGCUGCUCCUCCAAUCAGCACUAAGAAUGCAAAAUGAAAUCAAUCUGGCGCUUUGAGCAACUUUACGCGCUAGAAGAGAUCGGCGGCGUUGGGUGACUGCACAAUCAGAACUCUCGGAGAGAAGACGGUCCCGGCCUCGGUCCCGAACACGGACCACUUCUGGGACUGUUGGUGGAACUUUGCUCUCGAAUCCUCGGCCGGAGUUCUGCGCUCAAGCUCGAGAAGGGAAGGACCAAUGAGGCUUCAGGGAAGGGCAGGGUCACACUCAGAGGGCUUCUCUCAUUGGACGGUGCUGUCGUCCAAUAGCAUUCCAGACUGCCAGACGCUGUUCACUCUUUCUACCAACCACACCACUGAUUUCUUCACGAUAAAAAAAAAAAAAGAAAAAGAAAAUGGAGUUUUUUUGCUGCUUUUCUCGUGUACAUUUUCUAAUUGAGAGUUCUAGAUUGCAAUAGUUUGUAUGGAGUGAGAUUUGCUAUUUCUUUCCCUUUUAUAUAUAUAAAUAUAUAAAUAUAUAUGAAAUUUAGCUGAUUAAAUAUUUGCAUUUUGUGAAAGCGAAGAAGAGCAUUAAUAGGUUAUAGUGUAUAUUAAUUUGUACAAUAUUCCUUCCUUUAGCAAGCCACGGGGAAAAUCAGCUAUUUACAUCUACUAAUAACCUAAUAUUAAUGUUAUUGUACGAUUAAUAUUGUUGUCAUAAGAUAUUUGAAAUGCUAUUUUUUAUUCUAUUACAGAUUUAGAGUUUUUAGCCUAAAUGAGGAGGUCUCUGGUAAAUAUUGGAUGUAUUUAGAGUGUUAUGUAUUUCAAUUAUAUUGUAAACAGUGUUUAAAAUGUUAAUAUUGUUGAUUUGAUUACUGUAAUAAUUAUUAUUUGUUUUGUUAUUCAGACUUAUUAUCACUGCAUUUUAUUUGAUAUUAAUUAUGGAAAACAGAAAGCACUUGCGAGGUAUGUUUAUUUUUAAAGUGCCAUGCGACUACACUUCCUCUCACCUGUCCGUUCCUCAACCUGUCCUCUGUCACUCUGUACAUAUUUGAAGUUCUUUUUACAGGAAAACGUGUUCAUUUAGUUUAAAUAUGAAUGUCUUGUGCUACUUCCUUCCUUUCCUUUUUUGUUACCGUGACUGUUACGUGUACUCCUGUAAUAAAAGCUAUACAGUGAAAAACA
Stegastes partitus (bicolor damselfish) is the source of this 5357-nucleotide messenger RNA. RefSeq names its product cytochrome P450, family 26, subfamily b, polypeptide 1 (gene cyp26b1). Bases 895 to 2433 code for a protein of 512 amino acids. NCBI's taxonomy places the organism in Eukaryota, Metazoa, Chordata, Actinopteri, Pomacentridae. The record is from RefSeq and is a predicted model, not a curated record. The transcript is spliced from 7 exons. Gene Ontology annotation, molecular function: monooxygenase activity; heme binding; oxidoreductase activity, acting on paired donors, with incorporation or reduction of molecular oxygen. Gene Ontology annotation, biological process: sterol metabolic process.